AUGCUUCUCCGCUGCCUACUCGCCCUGGGGGCGCUGUCCUCCGUCACUCUCGCCCACCCGGAGCCCGCCGCCGACCUGUCACUCCCGCCGCUGCCCCCGAACACUGCCGUUGCUGCCUUCCCGACGCCUGCCCUUGGGGACAUGAGCCAGAAGCCCAAACGCUAUCACCACGAAUGGAUUCUCCAGAAGCGCGCCACCACCACCGCUGACACGGCCACUACCACCUCGGACGACACCACCACCACCUCCACGACCGAGGCUACUUCGACGACCGAGUCCACCACCGCCGCGGCCACCACCACGACCAGCGAGUCGACCACAUCCACCACAUCCACCACAUCAGCCACCUCGGCCUCGACCUCGAGCACGUCCACUGCCACUGCCACCACCUCAACCUCCUCCGCAACCACCACCUCCGCCUCUACCUCCACCACCUCUUCCACGACGACCACCUCCACUGCCUCCACCACCUCAUCCACCAGCACCGCCACCAGCACCGUCUCCGCCAAGCAGCGUGCCCGCGACCGCCGCGGCGAGAUCGCCGCCAUCAUCGUCUUCGGCAGCCUGAUCAUCGUGUUCGUCGCGCUGACCUGCUUCCUCUGCAUGCGCGAGAACCGCAAGGCCCGCCGCAUCGCCGCCCACAAGGCCGCCCUCGACGCCGGCUCCGACUACUCCAUGGUGCCGCUGGCCGAGAAUGGCGCGACCCCGCGCCCGCAAAGCGUCGCUACCAAGUUCGACCGCGCCUCCAUGAUGUUCGCCACGCAUUCCGUCGACUCCGUCGUCUACUCCGGGCAAGACAAUGCCCGGCCCAUGACCCGACCUACCUCCAUGGCCGCCAGCGAGACACUCAGCCGGGGCCCGGCGCCGGGGACGCCCACCGCUGAACAGCAGAUGCAUCAUGUCUGA
Aspergillus heteromorphus CBS 117.55 is the source of this 906-nucleotide messenger RNA. RefSeq lists its product as uncharacterized. The transcript has a single exon. The coding region runs from base 1 to 906 and encodes 301 amino acids. The record is from RefSeq and is a predicted model, not a curated record. Lineage: Eukaryota; Fungi; Ascomycota; Eurotiomycetes; Eurotiales; Aspergillaceae.